This is a messenger RNA of Cooperia oncophora, 333 nucleotides long. The record is from the annotation of a GenBank genome assembly. NCBI's taxonomy places the organism in Eukaryota, Metazoa, Nematoda, Chromadorea, Rhabditida, Trichostrongylidae.
AUGGCUAUCUCUCCACAGCAUCGUUGGGCAUGGCUCGUUGGAGCUCCGCUGCUAUUCUCACCACUUCUCUACUUCGGACUUCCAUUUCGUUGCGCAUUCUGCAUUGCUGUAUUGAGUACAUAUUGGAUUGUCGAAGUGGUACCUAUUGGAACCACAUCGCUGUUGCCGAUGUUCCUCUUCCCUGUGCUUGGUAUCGAAUCAGCGAAGAAAAUCUGUCUUGUUUAUUUCAAGUUGAACAACCCGUUGAGGAAGAACAGAGCAGAACUAGAUGAGGUCCUCCUAGAUGCAAGCGAGAGGCGAGCAUCGGCUCCGGGAGAAAAACCAGAUCAAUGA